AUGUCAUCUCCUCGAGAGCACCACCAAUCGAACGAAUUUGAAAACUGCCACACCCAGGCCCUUGCGGUACCCCAAAUCAACCUCCACGAAGCCAGCAGCUACGAGACUUUGGACCCAAUUCAGACUCCUCAAACUCUCAUCUCCGAUGAGAACUGCGACAAAGAAUACUGGAAAAGUCAUGAUACUCUCGCCUUACCCCAGACUCCUACUCGUUCGCCCCCCGGGAAGAAUGCAGAAUGGAGUAUGACACCACAAGUUAUCCGGAACGCACAGCGUGAUGAAGCAGCCGGCUUCAAAAGACGUGAGCUGGGAGUGACCUGGCAAAGUUUAUCUGUAGAGGUCCUCGCCGCUGAAGCAGCUGUCAAAGAGAAUAUGAUUUCUCAGUUCAACGUUCCUCAACUCGUGAAAGACUUUCGUCAAAAACCACCACUCAAAUCUAUCUUGUCCGACAGCCAUGGCUGUGUCAGGCCUGGCGAGAUGCUGCUUGUUUUGGGCCGACCUGGCUCCGGAUGUACAACCCUUCUUAAGAUGCUUUCAAACCGUCGUGAAGGAUAUCAAAGCAUCACCGGUGACGUGCAUUUUGGAAAUAUGACUUCUGAAGAAGCAGUCAAAUACCAAGGUCAAAUUGUGAUGAACACCGAGGAAGAGUUAUUCUAUCCUCGUUUGACUGUCGGUCAGACCAUGGAUUUUGCAACCAAGCUCAAAGUACCAUUCCAUCUUCCCGAUGGAACAAAGAGUGUUGAGGAAUACACUGCUGAGACUAUGCAAUUCCUCUUGCAGUCUAUGGGAAUUUCUCAUACUGCCGACACAAAAGUUGGUAAUGAGUUUGUCCGCGGUGUAUCGGGAGGCGAAAGAAAAAGAGUUUCGAUUAUUGAGUGCCUCGCAACAAAGGCCUCUGUUUAUUCUUGGGAUAAUAGCACCCGCGGUCUGGAUGCUAGUACAGCAUUAGAAUGGGCCAAGGCCCUUCGUGCUAUGACUGAUGUGCUGGGCCUUUCCACCAUUGUUACCCUCUACCAAGCUGGAAAUGCUAUCUAUAACCUGUUUGAUAAAGUGCUCGUUCUUGAUGAAGGAAAGCAGAUCUACUACGGUCCUGCAUCAGAAGCAAAGUCCUUUAUGGAGAAUCUAGGUCUGAUGUAUACUGAUGGAGCGAAUAUUGGUGACUUCCUUACUGGUGUAACUGUUCCAACAGAGCGAAAAGUUAAGCCUGGCUGGGAAAAUAGAUUCCCUCGAACAGCUGAUGCUAUUUUGGCUGAAUAUAAGAAAUCAGCAGUUUAUAAGGAUGAAAUCUUGUUGUACGACUACCCCAACAGUGAUAUUGCUUCUCAACGUACAGAAGCAUUCAAGGAAUCAGUUGCCUGGGAAAAGUCCAAACACCUAUCCAAUGGUAGUGAUACGACUAUCAGUUUCUGGGCCCAGGUCAUCUCCUGCACCCGAAGACAGUACCAGAUUCUGUGGGGUGAGAAAUCGACUUUCUUGAUCAAGCAAAUUCUGUCAUGCGUAAUGGCUUUGAUUGCUGGCUCAUGCUUCUACAACUCCCCUUCUACGUCUGCGGGUCUUUUUACCAAAGGCGGCGCCAUCUUCUUCUCGCUAUUGUAUAACUGCAUUGUCGCCAUGUCUGAAGUCACCGAGUCUUUCAAGGGGCGUCCUAUUCUCAUUAAACACAAGGGAUUCGCCAUGUACCACCCAGCUGCCUUUUGUGUGGCUCAAAUCACGGCGGAUUUUCCUGUGCUGUUAUUUCAGUGUUCAAUCUUCUCUGUCGUGAUUUAUUGGAUGGUUGGACUCAAGCACACUGCGGCUGCAUUUUUUACCUUCUGGGCUAUUCUCUUCACUACAACCUUGUGCAUCACUGCUUUAUUCAGAUGUAUCGGAGCCGCAUUUAGUACCUUCGAGGCUGCCUCCAAAAUCUCAGGAACUGCAGUCAAGGGUAUCGUCAUGUAUGCAGGCUAUAUGAUCCCGAAGCCCAAUAUCAAGAAUUGGUUUGUCGAGCUAUAUUACACAAAUCCAUUCGCGUACGCUUUCCAGGCAGCAAUGUCUAACGAAUUCCACGACCAGCAUAUUGAAUGUGUUGGCCGAAACCUGAUUCCUAAUGGGCCUGGUUAUGAGAAUGUCGGAUCAGAACACAAAGCCUGUGCUAGUGUUGGAGGCGCGCUCACAGGCGCUGAUUAUGUGACUGGCGAUCAAUAUCUUGGAUCUCUUCAUUACCAUGCCUCUCAAAUGUGGCGAAAUUACGGUAUUCUCUGGGCCUGGUGGGGCUUUUUGGCAGUCUUGACCAUCAUCUUUACAUGUCUUUGGAAAGGUGGUGCCGGCUCUGGAUCUUCCCUCCUAAUUCCUCGUGAGAGUCUGAAAAAGCAUCAAGCUCACAAAGAUGAAGAGUCUCAGGCUAACGAGAAGUCCGUCCCCCGCACCACCACCGAUAAGCCCGUCGAAGUCAACGAAGACAAUCUCGUUCGCAACACGUCGAUUUUUACGUGGAAGAAUCUCACAUAUACUGUCAAAACUCCCACUGGAGACCGUGUUCUGUUGGAUAAUAUCCAUGGGUGGGUCAAGCCUGGAAUGCUUGGUGCCUUGAUGGGCUCAUCAGGAGCAGGCAAAACGACCCUACUUGACGUCCUCGCCCAGCGGAAAACAGAUGGUACCAUCAAAGGCUCAAUUUUGGUUGAUGGUAGACCUUUACCUGUGUCCUUCCAGCGCAUGGCAGGUUAUUGUGAGCAGCUGGACGUCCAUGAGCCAUUUGCGACCGUAAGAGAGGCUCUACAGUUCUCUGCUCUUCUACGCCAGUCCCGUGAUACCCCGAAGGCAGAUAAACUCCAGUACGUGGAGACUAUCAUUGACCUUCUAGAAUUACAUGAUCUUGCAGACACCCUUAUUGGAUCUGUGGGCAAUGGACUCAGUGUUGAACAAAGAAAGCGUGUGACGAUCGGUGUGGAGCUAGUCUCGAAACCUAGCAUUCUUAUCUUCUUGGACGAACCUACAUCUGGUUUAGAUGGCCAAUCGGCCUAUAAUACAGUCCGUUUCCUGAGAAAGCUUGCAGAUAUUGGACAAGCUGUGCUUGUUACUAUUCAUCAACCAUCCGCGCAGCUCUUUGCCCAGUUCGAUACUCUUCUUCUUCUCGCAAGAGGAGGCAAAACAGUCUAUUUCGGAGAUAUUGGACAGAAUGGGGCCACCAUCAAGCGGUAUUUUGGCAAGUAUGGUGCAGAAUGUCCUGUUGAAGCCAAUCCAGCCGAAUUCAUGAUCGAUGUGGUUACCGGUGGUAUUGAUGCUGUGAAGGAUAAGGACUGGCAUAAUAUUUGGCUUGAAUCUCCAGAACAGCAUAAAAUGAUAACUGAGCUGGAUAGGAUGAUCGAUGAUGCAGUAAGUAAAGAGCCAGGAACAGUUUCUGAUGGCUUUGAAUUCUCGAUGCCUAUGUGGGAACAAAUCAAGAUUGUGACUCAAAGAAUGAAUAUUGCGCUCUUCCGGAAUACGAACUACGUCAACAACAAAUUCUCCCUACAUAUCAUUUCUGCGUUGUUGAACGGGUUUUCCUUUUGGCGUCCCGGCCCGAGUGUGACGGAUCUGAAUUUGAAGAUGUUCACAAUCUUCAAUUUUGUCUUCGUCGCUCCUGGAGUCAUCAACCAACUCCAGCCGUUAUUCAUCCAACGUCGUGAUAUCUACGAUGCCCGCGAGAAGAAGUCCAAAAUGUACUCUUGGGUUGCAUUUGUUACCGGCCUUAUUGUGUCUGAGUUUCCUUACCUCUGCAUUUGUGCAGUUCUCUACUUUGUCUGCUGGUAUUGGCCGGUCUGGAGACUGCCUCACGACUCGAACCGAAGUGGGGCGACCUUCUUCAUCAUGCUGAUUUACGAAUUCAUUUACACUGGAAUCGGCCAAUGUGUUGCCGCUUAUGCCCCAAAUCCGACAUUCGCUGCGCUCGUGAACCCUCUGAUCAUCAGUAUCCUGGUGCUCUUUUGCGGUGUUUUCGUUCCAUAUACCGAGCUCAACGUCUUCUGGAAGUACUGGAUGUACUACCUCAAUCCAUUCAACUAUGUAGUCUCCGGAAUGUUGACAUUCGGUCUCUGGGAUGUCAAGGUUACCUGCAACGAGGAUGAGUUUGCAGUCUUUGAUCCGACAAACGGUACCUGUGCACAGUAUUUGGCAGAUUAUAUUGCCGGUGACGGUUGGAGGGUCAAUCUGGUCAAUCCUGACGCUAUUUCCGGCUGCAAAGUGUGUGAGUAUACGGAUGGCACUGGCUUCCUAUCCACCUUGAACGUCAAUGAUUAUUACUUCGGAUGGAGAGAUGCCGGAAUCUCGGUCAUUUUUGCGAUUAGUGGAUAUGCUCUGGUUUUCGGGUUGAUGAAAUUGAGAACGAAGGCUUCGAAGAAGGCAGAAUAG
This is a messenger RNA of Penicillium verhagenii, 4365 nucleotides long. RefSeq lists its product as uncharacterized. The record is from RefSeq and is a predicted model, not a curated record. Gene Ontology annotation, cellular component: membrane. The transcript is spliced from 3 exons. Gene Ontology annotation, biological process: transmembrane transport. Gene Ontology annotation, molecular function: ATP hydrolysis activity; ABC-type transporter activity; ATP binding. NCBI's taxonomy places the organism in Eukaryota, Fungi, Ascomycota, Eurotiomycetes, Eurotiales, Aspergillaceae. Bases 1 to 4365 code for a protein of 1454 amino acids.